This is a messenger RNA of Capronia epimyces CBS 606.96, 435 nucleotides long. RefSeq lists its product as uncharacterized. Gene Ontology annotation, molecular function: transmembrane transporter activity. The record is from RefSeq and is a predicted model, not a curated record. Gene Ontology annotation, cellular component: membrane. Bases 1 to 435 code for a protein of 144 amino acids. The transcript is spliced from 2 exons. Lineage: Eukaryota; Fungi; Ascomycota; Eurotiomycetes; Chaetothyriales; Herpotrichiellaceae.
AUGCCUACCGACUCCUUGUCAGCCGCCGUCGUAGUGUCGUCGGGCAAAGAUGAAAUCACCGAGAAAACCACAGGGGCGGUCUCACCCGCCACGGAAGUGAAAUCCUUGGAUUCUCGAAAUCUGACCAUAGUACCUCGGGGAGAUGCUGGGUCAGUACCAGACCUAGACCUAGGUCAGGUCACCGGUGUCGACGAUGAUGCCGUUCUUGACGCGCGACGGGCUUUCACAGCUGAAGAGGAAAAGCGACUGAUCCGACGAAUAGAUUGGCGUCUUCUUCCUUUGUUGUCCAUCUUGUAUAUGGUCAAGACUAUUGAUGCUGCGAACGUGUCUAAUGCGCGUAUUAUGGGCCGAGGCACCCCUUACAACAUCAUGACCGAGCUUGGUAUAAGCUCGAAUCAGUACAACUUUGUCACCACUGCAUACUACGUAAGUUGA